Molecule: messenger RNA, 342 nt
Organism: Danaus chrysippus (African queen)
Lineage: Eukaryota; Metazoa; Arthropoda; Insecta; Lepidoptera; Nymphalidae
Source: the annotation of a GenBank genome assembly
AUGAACUCCCCGUGUUUCGCAACCAGCCCUUACAUAUUCUAUCAGUCUGAUAAUUCAGCGACUGAAACAGAAGAUAGUGUUGACUCGGGCUGCGAGAAGACAGUCGGGCCACGAACGAAAUACGACUCCAAGAGAACCAUUAACAAAGUUAGCGAGAAAAUUCUGAAGGUGAUUGAGCGAUUAACGUGUAAUAUUGGAAAGGUGUCCAAAGUUAAGAAAUCUGAGAAGAAUAAAAAGGGAGAUAUAAAAUCACCGCUGGUACCGCCGCAGUCUCCUUCACAGAGCACGCCACAGAAAAACCAACGUAAGCGCACUUCAUUUGUUUUACUACAUGUUAAGUGA